UGGCACUAAGAGGGGAAAAUAUGAUGAACUAAAUCUUUGCACGCCUCUCAAAAGCCACUGGAAGUCUGGCGUCGUGAGGAGGAGAGGAGGGGAAGGAAGUAGCGUUGGGAGUUGAGCGAAUUUGAAGGAUCGACAACUCACAGAAGGAUCAUGUUCGUCUGGGUCCCAGGACUUCCGGCGCGGGGGUGGCACAGGGCCCGCCGUAGUCACUCCCCAGGCCUGUGACGGUGCCAGUGCCUAGCGUGGGCGUGUGAGUGUGGCAGUGUGUGCGUGGGCGUGAUGGUGGCGGCGGCAGUGGUGGUGACGCCAGGAACUGUUUACUCCAGUGCUCAAGUGUGCGUGUGGUAGUGGUGGUGGUGGUGCUAGUGGUGGUGGUGGAGGUGGUGGUGUUGUGGUGUUGCCGUGUGCGGGUGUUGUGUUGCUACGAAAGGCGGCGAGAUGCUGAAGCACGUGGGGCAGUACCGCUCCACCACGUCCCUCGCCCGUGCCUCCAGCAGCAGCCUCCAGACGCGCCCGGGGGACUCAGCCUCCUGCAGGACCCCGGGAGAGGACGAUGAGGAUUCCAUCAGCUCCCCAGAGGUCCUCAGAAGGAGUCUCAGCUCACCGGGGUCCUACGGAAGCGACUCAAGCUCCCCAGAGUCCCCAAAGAAAGUCCUUAGUCAUGCCAAGGAUCCCAAGGGCGGCGAGGUCCCUGAGGAGGAUGCUGAGGUGUCCCAAGAGUCCUGCAAGAAGAUUCCCGCCACUGAGGAUUCACAAGAGAAGGUCCAAGAGUGCGAGGAAGAAUCCAAGAAGUCCUGCACGAAGGUCCCUCAGGAUACGAGCUCCCCGGAAGUGCCAAAGAAGGAUCUAGCGCGUCCAUCGACCUUGCCACGCCGCGCAGGUCACCGCCCCCCUGAUGACCUGCCCCCCCACACAGGCCAGCCCAUCCGGAAGGUCCUCAAGUCCUCGGAAUCCUGCAGCCUUCACUCCUCCAGUACCUCCAUUCUUUCCCUCACGCCCUCCAGGUCCUCCUCCACGUCCUCCCUCGUGGAUCCUACAAUGACGCCCGUGAAGGUGUACCUGCGGUUCAUGCGUCCGGACAUGGAGUAUAAGACGCUGAGCCUGUCGUCGGGCACCACGUGCCGCCAGCUGGUGCUGAUGCUGCUGGCCAAGUUCAGGCUGCGUCACCGCGACCCGAACCUCUUCUUCGUCACCAUGGAGGUGACGCUGCGCACGCCGGGGGCGGCGCCCCCGCGCGGCGCCUGCUGGUGCUGGACGACCAGGCGCGGCCCGCGGAGCUGCAGCAGUGCCGCCCGCGCGGCGAGGCGCGCUUCAGCGUGGGUGUGCGGCGCGGCGGCCUUGUGCGCGUGCACGACGGCAUCCUGAUGCCCGGGUCGCAGUACAAGUCGCUGCUGGUGUGCUACCGCACCACCUCGGAGGAGCUGGUGCAGCUGCUGCUCAACUGCUACAACAGUAAGGAGAGCCCCGGCGCGCUACGCCAUCCACGAGGUGUGCUCCACGCCCUACAGCGACCGC
Messenger RNA from Scylla paramamosain (green mud crab), 1515 nucleotides. RefSeq lists its product as uncharacterized. Bases 439 to 1365 code for a protein of 308 amino acids. Gene Ontology annotation, biological process: signal transduction; positive regulation of epidermal growth factor receptor signaling pathway; positive regulation of fibroblast growth factor receptor signaling pathway. The transcript has 4 exons. NCBI's taxonomy places the organism in Eukaryota, Metazoa, Arthropoda, Malacostraca, Decapoda, Portunidae. The record is from RefSeq and is a predicted model, not a curated record.